UUCACGGUGGAAAACCCAUUGUUGAAUCGUUGAUCAUACUCGAAUACAUCGAAGAGACAUGGCCGGACAAAUACUCAAUUCUCCCCAAGGAUCCUUAUGAAAGAUCUAAAGCUCGUUUCUGGACCAAAUUCAUGGGAGACCAGUUUAAUUAAAACUACCGAGGAAACAAAAGAGAAAAAAAAAUUCAAUGAAAUUUUGGAUAUACUGAAAACCAUUGAAGAACAUGGCCUAGGUGACAAGAAAUUUUUCAGCGGAGAUGAUAUGGGAUUCGUAGACUUAGCAUUUGGAACCUUCAUGCGCUGGUUAAAAGUAGCUGAAGAGAUCAAAGAAGUCAAGAAGCACUGCCGAUCAGCGCUCCAUUUGUGUACUUACUUUUCAAACAAAGAAGGCUUUCAGAUGGCGGAUGCGUAUUGCUCAGACUGUUAGAGAAUCGCAGAAGUAGUAUUUGACCACUCUGCAGGGUACACAGAGAUGGUGGAUGCUUAUUGUCAGUUUUGUUCCGAAUGCGGGCUUGUUCUGGAAGCUCACUCCAUCAAUGAGACAUCUGAAUGGACGACCUUUGCAAAUGAGUCUGGGGAUAAUGACUUGUUCAUGUUGGUGGUCCAUCAAACCCUCUCCUCACUGAUGGUGGUCUUUCAACUGUUAUUUCAAAGCCAAAUGGUGCUUCUGGUGAUUUUCUGUCAUCCUCUCUAGGACGUUGGCAGAAUCAGCAAUUCAGGAUUCAAAUCCUGAUUGAUCUCUUAU
Papaver somniferum (opium poppy) is the source of this 744-nucleotide messenger RNA. RefSeq names its product glutathione S-transferase U19-like. The transcript is spliced from 3 exons. Bases 97 to 426 code for a protein of 109 amino acids. The record is from RefSeq and is a predicted model, not a curated record. Lineage: Eukaryota; Viridiplantae; Streptophyta; Magnoliopsida; Ranunculales; Papaveraceae.